AUGAAGGUUGAUGAGUUUAUCAACCUGACUCAGAACCGAUCAACAGUGACAAAGUAUGCUAUAAAGUAUGACAGAUUGGCGAAGUUUGCGCCAGACUUAGUGCCGACGGAUGCAGCAAGAAAGGAUAGGUAUCUCCACCUAUAUUGCCCGCAUGUUUGCUUCUAUAUUGCAGUCAUGCUGGCUGAAGAUCAAUUCGACCUGUAUAGUGAACCUGACACCGUUGCUCCUGCGAGCAACAAAAAGGGGAGUAGGCAACCUCGUGGAGAAAGCAGCAGCAACACUCCAACAAAAAAGGCUCAAACCAGGGAUCCUCCAGCAUUAGUUCCUUCUAGGGAAACAACACCUCCUCCAGCUCCCAUCAACCAAUCAUCGCCACUAGCCCCCAUCGACCAGACACGUCCUCCAGCACCUGCCAACCCAACUCCUCCACCUCCCGCUGACCAGACACCUCCUGAUCAGAUAUGA
Humulus lupulus (European hop) is the source of this 465-nucleotide messenger RNA. Its product is annotated as lysine-rich arabinogalactan protein 18-like. The record is from RefSeq and is a predicted model, not a curated record. Lineage: Eukaryota; Viridiplantae; Streptophyta; Magnoliopsida; Rosales; Cannabaceae. The coding region runs from base 1 to 465 and encodes 154 amino acids. The transcript is spliced from 2 exons.